This is a messenger RNA of Eremothecium cymbalariae DBVPG#7215, 765 nucleotides long. It is a transcript of the gene ENT4, whose product is annotated as Ent4p. The record is from RefSeq and is a predicted model, not a curated record. Gene Ontology annotation, molecular function: clathrin binding; phospholipid binding. NCBI's taxonomy places the organism in Eukaryota, Fungi, Ascomycota, Saccharomycetes, Saccharomycetales, Saccharomycetaceae. Bases 1 to 765 code for a protein of 254 amino acids. The transcript has a single exon. Gene Ontology annotation, biological process: endocytosis; actin filament organization. Gene Ontology annotation, cellular component: plasma membrane; endosome; clathrin vesicle coat.
AUGCCCUUCUUAAGCUCGGUUAGACAUCUUGGUUCAUCAUCGACAACGGUCAAAGUUAAGAAAGCAACUGAUGACAGUGAACACAAUGGUGCAUACGGUUCUCUCAUGAAUGAAAUAGCCAUACUUACGUACAGUCCAAAUACACUCAGGGAAAUCACACAAGUAUUAAAAAAGAGACUAGUUGGCAAUUACAAGAAAACCCCGUCCAAAAGGGCAGUUAACCUUUUGAAAACCUUGACUCUGAUCAGAUUUUUAGUUAUCAACGGCUCAGAAGAAUGUAUUGCUUGGCUAAGGCGACAUCUAGUGCUCAUUAGAAGCUUUCAAGAUUUUACCCUACGUGAUGGCGAAAAAAAACAGAUGGUCAAUCAAAUUCAGCUCUUAUCCUGCAAACUUUGCCAACUCCUUACAGAUUCAAACCUUUUAGAAGAUAUGAGGAAAGAAAUCACCAUCUUUCGUACAAGUAUCACUACCCCAGGAAGAAAGUCUACGGACGCAAAUUAUCUACUUCCUCAUGGGACUAUUCAACGCAAAAAUACUGAUAAUUUAUUCCGUAAUAAUACUAUACAUGGUGCAUCAAACUCAAGAAACAAUGAAUUUUUGCUUAUAAAUGACGCCCAUACAAUGAGGAAAGCUAAAUCUCCCGGUUGGAGAGUGGGAAUCAAAAACAAUGUGGACAGCAACUAUAUAUCACGACUUCGUCCGGUAAGAGAGGAGACCCUCGAGGAAGAUCUAACUGGUAACUCCCUACAUCCUGUGCUUGGAUAG